AUCACUGCUGUUAAGCCUGCCGUAGUUGUUCUCUCAAAGUCAAGCUAGUAGUCACGGAAGGGAAUGGAGCAGGAGAAGGAGAAGGAGGCCAAGAAAUGGAACUUCCAGGGGAACGAAGAGCUGAAUGCUUCAGCAGUAUCAGUGAGAGGUGUCUUCAACAUGUUGAUAGCUAACCUCAACGCAGAAGAUCAGAGACCAUUGCUUCGUCUCUGCCGUGCUGACCCCACCGAUUCCUCUUGUUUUCGAACCACCCACGUGGCUUCUGAUGCCAUCACUAGCGCUGUUCAGUCCUUUCGCUUCAAUUGUUACCCUCCCACCGUUAGCUUGCUUGAGGCGAGGAGGGCUGUUGCAGAACAUCUAUCCUCUGAUCUUCCGUUCCAGUUAUCACCAGACGAUGUUUAUGUCACCGUUGGGUGCACUCAAGCUAUAAAUAUAAUCAUAUCUGUCCUUGCACGUCCUGGCGCCAACAUCCUUCUUCCAAGACCAGGCUACCCACAGUAUGAAGCCCGUGCAGCUUGCAGUGGUCUUGAAGUUCGCCAUUUUGAUCUUUUGCCUGAGAGAGGUUGGGAGAUUGAUAUCGAUGCUUUAGAAGCUCUUGCAGAUGAGAACACUGUGGCCAUGGUUAUUAUUAAUCCUAGCAAUCCUUGCGGGAAUGUUUUCACGUAUCAGCAUUUGAAAAGGGUUGCAGAGACUGCUAGGAAACUUGGGAUCUUUGUGGUAGCUGAUGAAGUUUAUGCUCACAUAACCUUUGGAAGCAAUCCAUUUGUGCCUAUGGGAGCGUUUGCAUCAUUAGUGCCUGUUAUUACACUUGGGUCUUUGGGGAAACGAUGGAUUGUUCCUGGUUGGAGAAUAGGAUGGAUCGUGACAUGUGAUCCAAAUGGCAUCUUCCAGAAAACUGGGAUAGUGACGAAUAUCAAGAACUAUCUGGACAUCACUACCGACCUUCCAACCUUCAUGCAGGCUGCUAUACCCCAAAUCCUUAGGAAUACCAAAGACGAAUUCUUUGCACAUAAUCUUGACAUAAUGAGAGAAUCUGCAGACCUAUUCUUUGUUAGAUGCAAGGAGAUCCCUUGUCUAAUAUGUCCUCACAAACCAGAAAGUACUAUGACUGUGAUGGUGCAGAUUAACUUCUCGCAAAUUGAGGGCAUUAUUGAUGAUGUGGACUUCUGUGUCAAACUGACCAAAGAGGAAUCUGUAAUUAUUCUCCCCGGUGUUACUGUUGGACUGAAGAAUUGGCUUCGGAUAAGUUUUGCAGUUGAGCCUUUGGCCCUUGAAGAUGCCCUCAGCAGAAUAAAAGCCUUUAGUCUCCGUCAUAUGCCAAAAUGCCCCUAAUUCGUCUGUGUGAAGCGACCAGUAAUGUCAUUAUGAAUCAGAGGAUGGCUACGCAGACAACUUCAUGUUGGAAUGCAGUGAACUUUCAUACCAUUUGUUGGGAACAAGAGAAUUUCUCUUAAGGUUUUCUCUAUGUGUGCUGUUUAUGUACUAUGUAAUUGGUUUAUCUUGUGAAAAGCCCAACCAUGUUCCUGUGCCAUCAACUUUGCUAAACAGUUAAGAUUUAAUUUAAAUUCACUUGAUAACUUGAACAA
Molecule: messenger RNA, 1586 nt
Organism: Neltuma alba
Lineage: Eukaryota; Viridiplantae; Streptophyta; Magnoliopsida; Fabales; Fabaceae
Product: probable aminotransferase TAT2
Exons: 7
Coding region: 64-1332 (422 amino acids)
Biological process (GO): biosynthetic process; L-tyrosine catabolic process
Molecular function (GO): L-tyrosine:2-oxoglutarate transaminase activity; pyridoxal phosphate binding
Source: RefSeq, a predicted model, not a curated record